Messenger RNA from Hyalella azteca, 539 nucleotides. RefSeq names its product N-alpha-acetyltransferase 10 (gene vnc). Bases 12 to 503 code for a protein of 163 amino acids. Gene Ontology annotation, cellular component: NatA complex. Gene Ontology annotation, molecular function: protein N-terminal-serine acetyltransferase activity; protein-N-terminal-glutamate acetyltransferase activity. The transcript has 5 exons. The record is from RefSeq and is a predicted model, not a curated record. NCBI's taxonomy places the organism in Eukaryota, Metazoa, Arthropoda, Malacostraca, Amphipoda, Hyalellidae. Gene Ontology annotation, biological process: N-terminal peptidyl-glutamic acid acetylation.
CACAUUGAAAUAUGAAUAUUAGAUGUGCAAAGCCUGAAGACCUGAUGCACAUGCAGCACUGCAACCUGCUCUGUCUGCCUGAGAACUACCAGAUGAAGUACUAUCUUUACCACGGCUUGUCCUGGCCACAGCUCUCCUAUGUUGCCGAGGAUGACAGAGGCAACAUUGUUGGUUUCACCCUCCAUCCCCCUCUAUCCUCCCCUCAAAUCACUCGUGCCAAGAGGUUGCCAACUCCACCAUUAAUCCAGCUGUUCCACCACAGGCGGCUGGGGCUGGCGCAGAAGCUGAUGGAUCAGACGGCUAAGGCGAUGGUGGAAGCCUUCAACGCCAAGUACGUCAGCCUUCAUGUCAGGCGCAGCAACCGUGCUGCCCUCCACCUCUACACCAACACCCUGCAGUUCACUAUAUCCGACAUCGAGCCCAAGUAUUACGCGGACGGGGAGGACGCCUACGCCAUGAAGCGCAACCUCUCCCCCGAGACCUUAGACCUUCCUGACCUCUGAGCUCUCAGGUGACCUCAAUAACCUCUGAGCUCUCAG